GUCACCGCCAGACUGGGUCGCUGAGAGACCGGCGGGAACUUUUCAAAAUGGGAGCACCGAGGCGCCGCCCAGGCCUCAGGAGAUACCGGGGGUACUUUUCGGUGGCGUUGGCGACGUCGUCAGCGGCGGCGGCAUAGAGAAGGCAGCCUGAUGGGCGCCAAGACCCGCUGGCUGCUCGGAGCGCUGCCUCGGAGGGACUGCGAGACGGCCGAGUCCGGGGCGCCGGAGGCCCGGGAACAUGGCGGCGUGCAUCGGGGAGAGGAUCGAGGACUUUAAGGUUGGAAAUCUACUUGGUAAAGGAUCAUUUGCUGGUGUCUACAGAGCUGAGUCCAUUCAUACCGGUUUGGAAGUUGCAAUCAAAAUGAUAGAUAAGAAAGCCAUGUAUAAAGCUGGAAUGGUUCAGAGAGUCCAAAAUGAGGUGAAAAUACAUUGCCAGUUGAAACACCCUUCUAUUUUGGAGCUUUAUAAUUACUUUGAAGAUAACAAUUAUGUAUACCUGGUAUUAGAAAUGUGUCAUAAUGGAGAAAUGAACAGGUAUCUAAAGAACCGAAUGAAACCUUUCUCAGAAAGUGAAGCUAGGCAAUUCAUGCAUCAGAUCAUCACAGGAAUGUUGUAUCUUCAUUCUCAUGGCAUAUUACACCGGGACCUCACACUCUCUAACAUCUUACUUACACGUAAUAUGAACAUAAAAAUUGCUGACUUUGGACUAGCAACACAAUUGAAAAUGCCACAUGAAAAGCACUACACACUCUGUGGAACUCCUAAUUAUAUUUCACCAGAAAUUGCAACUCGAAGUGCACAUGGACUUGAAUCUGAUAUUUGGUCGUUGGGCUGUAUGUUUUAUACAUUACUUAUUGGAAGACCACCUUUUGACACUGAUACAGUCAAGAAUACAUUGAAUAAAGUAGUAUUGGCAGAUUAUGAAAUGCCAACCUUUUUGUCACGAGAGGCCCAGGACCUUAUCCACCAGUUACUUCGUAGAAAUCCUGCAGAUCGGUUAAGUCUGUCUUCUGUGUUGGACCAUCCUUUUAUGUCACGAAAUCCUUCAACAAAAAGUAAAGACUUGACUGUAGAGGAUUCAAUGGAUAGUGGGCAUGCCACAAUUUCCACAACAAUCACAGCUUCUUCCAGUACCAGUUUGAGUGGUAGUUUACUUGACAGAAGAAGACUUUUGAUUGGUCAGUCACUUCCAAGUAAAAUUACGGUAUUUCCAAAAAAUAAGAAUUUAAGUGACUUUUCUUCAGGAGAUGGAAGCAAUUUUUGUACACAUUGGGGAAACCCAGACCAAGAAACUAAUAAUAGGGGACGGGGAAGAGUAAUUGAAGAUGCAGAAGAAAGGCCGCAUUCUCGAUACCUUCGAAGAGCUCAUUCCUCGGAUAGGUCCAGCACUUCUAAUCAGUUUCGAGCAAAAACACAGUCAAUAGAACGAUGUCAUUCAGUAGAAAUGCUUUCAAAGCCCAGAAGAUCCCUGGAUGAAAAUGAAGAGAGUUCCAAUCAUCAUUGUCUAGGAAAAACUCCUUUUCCAUUUGUAGACCAGACACCUCAGAUGGAAAUGGUACAACAAUGGUUUGGGAAUCUGCAAAUGAAUGCUCGUUUGGGAGAAACGAAUGAGCACAACACCACUAGCCCAAGCAGAGAUUUCCAGGGCUAUCCAGAUUCACGGGACAUGUUAAGAAAUGCUUGGACUGAUAGAAGAGCCAGCAAGAACACUGAUACUUCUGCUAAUCUUCAUCAUGUAAACCAGCUGAGUACGACAAAGUACAUGACUGCACAUCACAGUAAACCUGAGAUCAUGCAACAGAAGAUGGCCUUACAUCCUCGUUCUGAACAAAGCAAGAAUAGGAGUAUGGAGUCAACACUGGGUCACCAGAGCCCUUCCUUACGAAGCAUUACAUCUCCUUUGAUUGCUCACAGAUUAAAACCAAUCAGACAAAAAACUAAAAAGGCUGUGGUGAGCAUCCUAGAUUCAGAGGAAGUAUGUGUGGAGCUUCUAAAAGAAUGUACAUCUGAAGGACAUGUGAAAGAAGUUCUUCAGAUAUCCAGUGACGGGACUAUGAUCACUGUUUAUUACCCAAAUGAUGAAAGAGGCUUUCCUCUUUCUGAUAGACCACCCUUGCCUACUGACAAGAUCAGUAGAUACAGCUUUGACAAUUUACCAGAGAAAUACUGGCGGAAAUAUCAGUAUGCUUCCAGAUUUAUUCAGCUCGUAAGGUCUAAAACUCCCAAAAUCACUUAUUUUACAAGAUAUGCUAAAUGUGUUUUGAUGGAGAAUUCUCCUGGUGCUGAUUUUGAGGUUUGGUUUUAUGAUGGAGCCAAAAUACACAAAACAGAAGAUUUAAUUCACGUGAUUGAAAAAACUGGUAAAUCAUAUACUUUAAAAAAUGAAAGUGAAAUUGUAAGCUUGAAAGAGGAAAUGAAAAUAUAUAUGGACCAUGCUAAUGAGGGUCACCGUGUCUGCUUGGCACUCGAAUCUGUAAUCUCAGAAGAGGAAAAGAGAAACAGGAGCUGUUCAUUCUUCCCAAUAAUUAUAGGAAGAAAACCUGGUAAUACUAGUUCACCUAAAGCUUUAUCGCCACCGCCUGUGGACCCAAGCUACUCAAAGGGAGAGCAAGCAUCACUGAGCAGAUCGAGCAUGAAUAAUGCGGCAUUUCCAACACAGGCACCAGUACACAACCCUUCUACUGCUAUAGCUGAAGGACUUGGUCACACAGCCACUGCCACAGGAUCAAGUUUCUCGUCUUCAAGUCUUCCUAAAUCAGCGCAGCUUUUGAAAUCUGUUUUUGUGAAAAAUGUUGGUUGGGCUACACAGCUAACUAGUGGAGCUGUGUGGGUUCAGUUUAAUGAUGGGUCACAGCUGGUUGUCCAAGCAGGAGUAUCUUCUAUCAGUUACACAUCACCAGAUGGUCAGACAACUAGGUAUGGAGAAAAUGAAAAAUUACCAGAAUACAUCAAACAGAAAUUACAGUGUCUCUCUUCCAUCCUUGUCAUGUUUUCUAAUCCAACUCCUAGUUUUCGUUAAUUAACGUCCUUUCAGAUGUCUUUAUUUAAUAAAUGACUUUUUGGUUGGCUUUCAAGUAAAGUGAGAUUUGUUUUUAAUUUACUAUAACUUCAGAAAGCCUUUCUAUUAAACAGAAUUUUAAUCUUUAUCAUAAAAAAUAUAUAUGCUAAGAAAACAAAAUAGAAUAAAAUUUCCAUUACCAAAUAUAGUGGUUAUAAAAUAAACUAAGACAUCUGAUUUUGCUCGAAGUACUUAAUUGCUUAAACUUUCUGUGUUCAUGUUUGUACUGAGCUAUAUUGUGUGCGGUGUGUUUGCUUUUUUUUGUUCUGUACUAGUAAGAUAUUGAGAAUCAUGGACAAAACAUGCUAUAAUUUUGAAGUUUUGAAUAUGUAAAUAAUGUACUUAUAAGCAAUAUGUAAACAUGUAUAUUUUAUAUUUAUUUUUGUAGCACUUGUGUCUGAUAAAAUAUUUCUGCAAAUACAUUUUAUAAAAUAAA
Molecule: messenger RNA, 3494 nt
Organism: Phodopus roborovskii (desert hamster)
Lineage: Eukaryota; Metazoa; Chordata; Mammalia; Rodentia; Cricetidae
Gene: Plk4
Product: polo like kinase 4
Exons: 16
Coding region: 239-3019 (926 amino acids)
Biological process (GO): protein phosphorylation
Molecular function (GO): ATP binding; protein binding; protein kinase activity
Source: RefSeq, a predicted model, not a curated record